Pistacia vera is the source of this 687-nucleotide messenger RNA. RefSeq names its product ubiquitin-like protein 5. The coding region runs from base 236 to 457 and encodes 73 amino acids. Gene Ontology annotation, cellular component: nucleus; cytoplasm. Gene Ontology annotation, biological process: protein modification process; mRNA splicing, via spliceosome. The record is from RefSeq and is a predicted model, not a curated record. Gene Ontology annotation, molecular function: protein binding; protein tag activity. Lineage: Eukaryota; Viridiplantae; Streptophyta; Magnoliopsida; Sapindales; Anacardiaceae. The transcript is spliced from 2 exons.
GUAUUCCGUAGUGGUUAACCGCGUUUAGUUUUCCCUUCUCCAUAACCUAUCAAACCCUUCCACGUGUUAUAAUUUGCAGAUUGAUGAGAAAAUAUGAAGCUUCCAGAAUCCACUGGUAAGGCGCAAAAAUUUUCGUGGUUGACAAGAAAUAAAAUGGCAAGUUCUACUUAUUUGUUAUUUUAUUGAUUGAGAGGAUUCAAGCAUCUGUUUGUGUGAUUGCAAUCGGAAGAGCAAGAUGAUUGAGGUGGUGUUGAACGAUAGAUUAGGGAAGAAGGUCCGCGUGAAAUGCAAUGAAGACGACACCAUCGGCGACCUCAAGAAGCUAGUGGCUGCUCAGACAGGGACACGACCCGAUAAAAUUAGAAUCCAAAAAUGGUACACAAUUUACAAAGACCAUAUCACUCUUAAAGACUACGAGAUCCACGACGGCAUGGGCCUCGAACUCUAUUACAACUAAAUUCUUCUACCAGUACGUUGGGUCAUAUCAAAUUGCAUGGUGCUGCUGAGGUGUGUGUUCCGAUUGUUGGAGUGAAUGCCUUGUUUCUCAAGUAAUAUUGUCUCUGUGUAAUGUGUGUUAUUGACUUGUUUGGACAUGUGAAAAACAAGUAACUGCUGAACUCUGUUUGCAUGUUAUUUUGUCCUCUGUAAUCUGUGCAACUAAUAUAAGUCAAUCCUGGAUUAGUCGCU